AUUAAAACCAGACUCUGUAUCAACUGUGUAAUUUUCCAUGGGAGUUUUGCCAUGGAUCCCCCUCCGGCAUGCCACAGUCCAGGUGUUAGUCCCCUUGAAACAACUUUCCCAUCCCUAUUGUGGCCAGAAAGAGUCCCUGUGUGUUUUAAAAUUCGCCUCCCCAUUGAAGUCAAUGGCGUUUCGGGCGGUUCGCCGGUUCGCGAACAUUUGCGGAAGUUCGCGUUCGCUGUUCGCGAACCGAAAAUUUCGGGUUCGCGACAUCACUACAUAUUUAAUGUGUAACAUACAGACACAUUGGUGUCUUUUGACAAGACUCAAGCAGUGUUAUGUUAUCUGCUAAAUAAUUGAAAACUCCAAGUUGAUUCAAUAUAUGGAAGAAAGCUAGCAUGUUUUAACCAUGGGUAGUCUUUUGAAUAUCCGCUGAAGAGUUUUGGUGAGAUGGUAAGUUUCCAAGCAGAUCAACAAUGAUUUUACCUGGCUUUGACCAAGUUUCCCAUGCAGCUCUGCAGAACCCACAUGAUGUAAGUCACUAUGAGAUGAGAUUUAUAAAAUAGUUUCGCCCAUUACUGGGAAAUGGCAUCAAAACAGUUCCUACUCUAGGACAGCUGUCAAUUCAUGAAGGCAACAGAAAAGAGCCAAAAAAGCCAGAACAGCAGCUAUUAUACCUAGCUUUUCUUUAUGGAGAGCCACAUAGAACACAACACAGCUAACUGUCUCCCAAUCGAAAAAAAUGGUGGAAUCCGUUAAAGUAAUUUAAUAUUUGUGUUUUGUGAUAUGUUCAAAUUUCUUAAAGUAAAUGAAUCCAAAGCAAUCUCUUGUCAUCUCAGGGUAGAUCAAAACUCUCCAGUGCUACUUGAAGACCCAUUACUGGUAUCAAUAGGAAAAAAGUACAAGAAGACCCCAGCUCAUGUUGCUCUCCGCUACCAAAUCCAGAGAGGGGUUAUAGUUAUUUCGAAAAGUUAUAAUCCAGAGCGAAUUAAAGAUAACAUCAAGGUAAGGACUUUUGUCUUGCGAUUCAUUACAUACACAGCAAACACAUUUAAAAUUACAAUUUUUCAUGGGUUUAUCAUUUUCUAGAAAUUCUUAACAGGGAUGUUUUCCUUUAAAGGGACACUCUAUGCACCAAAACAACUUAAGCGUAAUGAAACAGUUUUGGUGUUUAGAUCAUGUAGCCCCAAGAAGAAAGUGCAGCUUAGCAGAGGGGACCUUGACAGGGCUUGGAGGCGGGCUUAGGUGGAGCAGGGGUUGGUGAUUGACAGAUCAUGAUUCUGGGUAGGCUGAUAUAAAUGUCGGCCAUUUUAUAACAACUCAUUACUAAUUGACUUACUGGGCUGAAUUGUUCCCUCCCUCCCUUUAUUGUUGGGUUUUAUUCUACCCGCGGCGGGCCAGUGGAAGGAAAGUUAAGGAGGCCUGCUUAAGGAAGCGUAGAGCAAGAGUAUUGAGUUGGCUGUUUCAAUAUGGACUGGUUACCUGUUGGUAAGAUGUUGGUGGUUUCGAGCUCAGUGGUAGCUCAGAAGCCAGGUGGUGUAGGGGUAUAAAGGUAUACCACUGCCAGGAUCGUGUGGAAAAAGUUGGAUAUUUUAUUAUACUUAUGGAUUUUUAUACAAUGUUAUGUUAUAUAUGAUGGGUCAUUGCCUUGCGAAUUGAUAUGUGGAAAAUUAUAAUGAUGGAUGGCUGAGAGUGUGGGGGUAUAGGGUAAUCCAUUGUUACCUAAUUCCUUAGUAACUUUCCAAAAAAAAAAUGCCUGGGCCACAACUGCCAGCAUGCAUUAUUGCAAGUCAUUUCAUUUAUAAAAAAAAAACCCGAAUAAAGCUACACAGUUAGAUAGUAAAAUGUCUGUCCUGUUCGCUUUCCAAUAUUAAGUAGAAAGGAAGGUCUCGGAAAAACGGGAAUGACAGUUUGGAGCCCUAUUUCUGUUUCAAAUUUUAUUUGUUUGGAUUAAGUUAAAGAAAUCAAAACUGGAGCAUUGCAAUGUUACUAUGUGUAUUUCUGAUAAAGUGCUUUAGUAAUAUAUUGCUCUUGGCUGUUUGAUUAUGUUUAGCUAUUAAGUUCACAAUAAUGGAAGGACCAGGAUUAGUUGACAAAUCAUAACCACUUGUUGGUUCUUGCUAUUAAAGGGCAUCUGUGUAUAUUUGCAUUCUGAAAUAUAAAUUUUAGAGAGCUAAACCACCAGUCCAUAUUUAUACACAAGGGGCUCGGUGACAAUGUCCUAUAAGCUGAAGCUUGAUUUGAAACAGACUCUCAGAUGCUAACAUAUCUUCUUUCCACAGGUCUUUGAUUUCGAGCUAUCCACAGAAGAUAUGAAAGCAAUUGAUGGACUCAAUCGAAAUUUGCGAUACUUGGAAAUGCCAGUGUAUGUUUACUUAGUACUUUGGUGGAAAAAUACAAAUGAUUAAAAAGCAUAUGUUUUUAUGUCUGUAGAAGAAAAACAGAAAAAUCAGACAGGGAAUUAGACAGGUCUCUGAAAGCAAGCGGUACGGUAAUGAUAGGUGCCCAAAUAGGUGCUAUUGUAAAAUGGCCAAUAUGUUCUAAGGUGGGAGUAUCUGUAUUAAUUUUUUAUGUUCUAUAUCAGCAUCCCAAAAAUUAUUUAAAUUGUUUCGAUAACCAUGUGAUAUAGAAAUAAAAAUGGUUUAAGGGUUCCUAAUAAAUAAAAUAAGAUAAUAAAUAAGAUAAUAUGGUUCAUAAUAAAUAAGAUAAUAAAUAAGAUACCAAUUAAUUGCAAUAUUUUCACUUAAUACAUACUGUAUCUUUUAUAGUACAUGAUUUGUAGGGUUAGAACUUGGGUUCUUUUGAUCUUAAGACAGCAGCAGGACAUACAUUACAUUAAAUUCCAAUGCAGCAGCUACUUUUCCUAGAUACUACCAUUAUCCAUACAUAAUGAUAUGAUGGGAGAAGAGAUGGGGAGAGAAAAUCAUGCAAGAAAAAGAACCCUGACUAUAAUUGUAUUUAUUUUUUAAUUAAAAAAGAUAUGUGCACAUUACAUUUUAUUAGGGUGUGCAUCCAGUCAUUUUUGUAAUAACAUUUGAAUUAUUAAUUCAUUAUUAAAUACUUUAAAGGGACACUACUCCAUCCAAAUGUAAACUUUUUUUAAAUCUCUGUUUAAUAGAUAUGCCCUCAUUAAAAAACAUACAUCCAUUUUUGUUUUAAUUGGGGGAAUAUCUAAAAACAGCUUGUAAAAAGCAGCAGAUCUCUGGUCCCAGGUCUUCUUAUCCAGUUCAGUCUUUCUGUGGCUGUCCAAUCACAAACUUCCCAAUGCAGCUCAAUGAUAAGUCUUUGCAAGGCAGGUGAUCUAGGCAAUGGCCUGCAUCUAGUAUAUAGCUCCACUGAGCUAACCAAACCAGGAAGUAUAUAUCAUUGAUAAAAACACAGAAAAGAAAUAGGGAGGUG
Messenger RNA from Pelobates cultripes (western spadefoot toad), 3387 nucleotides. NCBI's taxonomy places the organism in Eukaryota, Metazoa, Chordata, Amphibia, Anura, Pelobatidae. The record is from the annotation of a GenBank genome assembly.